CUUGCAGAGUUGCAGUUGCAAAAACUUGCAGGCCGAUUGCCGCCUUGCAGUUGCCAAAACUUCUUUGUAAGGGGAUGUAGUUGCAGAAACUUGCAGAUCAGUAACACCGUCGUCGGAGUUCAUCCACCCUGCAGCCCUCCACGUCCUUCCACACCGGCCAAGAACGCCGGCCGCCAUGGGCUCGCCGCGCUCGUCCUUGCCUCCUCUCUGGCUUCUCCUCCUCUGCGUCGUCGCAGCAGCACGGCGCGCGUCGAUGGCGCGGGCGCAGCAGCCGAUGCCGCCGUCGUUCGCGUUCAGUUGGCUCGACUACAGGUCGUCGUUCGUCGCCGGCGACACCGCGGUGAUCAAGAUCACGCCGCUCGACCUCCCGCCCGGGGACGAGGCGCGGCGGUCGCUGUCGUUCACGGCGACGGUGAACGGCAGGCGGGGCAACAGCACCUACAUCGCCGACGUCGCGGCGCACCACGCCGGCGAGCCGGCCGCCUGGAACAUCACGUUCGUGCCGCUGCGCGCCGGCGACUUCGUCGUGCUCGUCGGCGAGGAGCGGUUCGGCGUCGCCGAGUCGACGCUCGAGUUCGCGGUCGCCGCCGCCGGCGUGCACCCGUCGGCGUCGCUGGCCUCCUGGACCUACUCCGGCGCGUGCGUCGCCGGAUCGAAGGCGUCCGUGUCGGUCGCUCUCAGGGACGCGUUCGGCAACGGCGUCGCGCGAGGGGCCGACAUGCCCGGCGGCAAUGGCAACUUGAAGGUGUCGGUGUCCCGUAGCAAUGGCGCCAUCGUGGAAUUCAAGGAUUUUCGGUACAAUGGAUGGGCGGAAGAUGGACGCAUCAGCCUUGAGUUUGUUCCGGUUGUUGCUGGAGCAUUCCUUGUCCGGGUUCAGAGCGAUGACAACACAUUGCGUGGUUCGCCAUUGUUACUGACCGUCAAUCCAGGCCCUGUUGAUAUAGCUAAAAGCACAUGCAGCUGGAAGUAUGGGACUAAUGUAUUGCAGAUAUUUUCCAAGCUGGAGAUUUUCAUACAUCAGAAGGAUUAUUUUGGAAAUGCUGUUCCAGAUAUCCAUCCAUUUGAUGCUAGAAUAGUUAAACGAGCCACAAAUUUGUCUGUCCCGGUAGCAGAUCUACUGAUUGAGGUUGUGGACGAUGGAACUCGGCUGCUCUCUUUCAAAGCUGUGGAUCCUGGAGAGUUUGUUCUCACAAUUUUCGAUCCUAAGCUGAACCAAAAGAUCUCCAACAUGGACUACGUGUAUAAUGUUUUUGUAGGGUAUUGCGAUGGUUCAAACAGUUUUGCUAAUGGAUCUGGUUUAGCACAUUCAGUUGCCGGUUCAGUGUCACAUUUUAUGGUUUACCUGCAGGAUCACUAUAGCUAUCCUUCCCCAAUUGAAUCCGCAUGGCUGAAAGUACAGAUUUUGAGUAAAAAUGGUGCUAGUGUAAAUUCAACCAUAUCUCCAGGAGAAUUAAAUGAGGAAACAUUUGUGGGAGGACAUUUCAGUACAUUUGUGGGAGGACAUUUCAGUGGAGGACCUACUGGCCAUCAGGAAAAAAUUAUUGCAGGAAACAUGCGACCAAAUAGUUUUAAUGUUUCAUAUACUCCUAAAUUUGCUGGGGAGUAUGAAAUUUGGGUUCAGUGUGGGAACAUAGUGAUAAACAGUGGAAAUCCCUAUAAAAUGACAGUUUCCACAGGUGUAGUUAGCACCGAUUUAUCAACAGUUGUCACGUUCGUUCGUAAAGUCAAAACUUCAGUCCACAAUGAAGUAGUUGUUCAACUUGUUGAUCCAUUCAUGAAUCCAAUGAUACACUUGGCAUCAAAAUUGAGGAUUCAGCUAACCUCUGCAGAUAGUACAACCCCUAUGAAUGCGCCAAGCUUCACCGCAGGGGAGUUUGUUGACAACAAAGAUGGAUCGUAUACUACUUAUUAUGUGGCGAAAAAUACCGGUUUAUAUAGAAUUUGUAUUCAGUUUGAGGAUGCACAACUGAAACCUUGCCCAUUCGAAGUGCAUGUUGUUCAAGAUGAAGACUUCUCCACGGUUCAAAACGAUAUAAUUUCAGUACGGGAGAAUGAAUCUGUUUCCUUUGAUGUAUUGUCAAAUGACUACAUUGCAGGAGGCCAAGCUGUAGUUAAUUUUUAUCCGCCGCUUCAUGGGUCAGUCCUACAAUACAAUCAAAAAAAAUUUAGGUACACACCUUUCGAAGGAUUCUUUGGAAAUGACACAUUUUGGUACAUAAUAUUCGACAAGCAUGACAACAUUGCAUACGGCACAGUGUUCAUAUCAGUUCUCUGCAGACCACCCCAGUUUAUUUCUUUACCCCAACAGCUACAUGCUACUGAAGACACGAUUGCCCCACAAUUCGGUGGGUUUCCAGGGAUUAAGAUAGCAUAUUCAGAUGCAGCAGAAAAUAUCUCUGUUAUGCUACAAGCGCAGUCUGGAAAUGUGUCUCUUGCUCCUAUGCCAAUGAAAUUUCAUCAGACAUCAUAUGACGUACUUUCAAUCAGCACAGGAGAUAGAUAUGGCAAAGAUUUGAUAUUCAACGGAACAGUCGAAGCAAUAAAUGGAGCGCUACGAUUUGUUAAGUAUAUCGGAAACGAAGACUUCUAUGGAAAUGAUAUUAUAAAGAUUUAUGCCAUGAGCAGGAGUGGAAGAGAAGAUGCUCAAGUACCCAUUUUCGUAGAGCCAAUCAACGAUCCACCAGUUAUAUUAGCUCCAGAAUCGAUUUUCUUGGGUGGGAAAAAAUCAAUUGAAGGAUAUCAAAUCUUUGACAAACAAAGGGAUCCAUUUGAGUCCUCCAUUGUUGAACCAGAUCUUCAGAGUUUCCCAGGGAACAAGUCCCAUCUUCAGCUGGUUCUCUCAUUAGAAGUUCAUGAAGGAGCUCUCAUGGUAACCUUGACAGCUGGUAUCGUCGCCACUGCAGAGGUGAAGAUUGAAGGGAACAACUGUUGGCAGCCCCUUCAGACUUCCAGUGCUGAUCGCAUAGUCCUGAGAGUAGCUGGUAUCAGGUUCCGUGGGAGUGUCUCUGAUUGCAACAAUGCAAUGCAGCGGUUGUUCUACCAGGGUCGAAGCAAUGAAACAACCUUAGUUAUUAUUGUAAAUGACCUGGGAUACUUUGGAUGCUACCCAGACUGUUCAAUGAAAUCAGGGACGCCAUUGUCCACCAUAAAGACCAUUCGUCUACUCAUAAGGAAAUCUGUGAAGUCAAGAGAUCUUUUGUUGAGAACAGCCUUAACAAUUGAGCUAUCCCUUGGGUGUGUUCUUCUGUAUUACAUCUUAAAAUGCAUCUGUGCUCUCAAAGGCAAGGGAAAAAAUCACAACAAGAAGACACGUAAGCUGAAGAAGACCGCGUCUCAUCAAAAUACGAGCACCUCAUCGUCAGAUGAUGCUGGAUAUUUGUCUGCACCUGCUACCGUGCUCUCCUCAGGUGGAAACAGAUCCAGUUUACGGAAGAGGUCACCUCGGUCACGCAGGCAGGAACUGGAGCUGCAGCCGUUAACUAUGUCCAGAAACAAUGGAGAUCAAGAUGACCAGCUUGCAGAACACAAGGACAAGUAGCACUUCUGCUCGCUCCAAUCAAGCUCCAUUUGCUCAAUGCCCACCAUAGAAUAACAUUUCUCUGGUUGGUCAGGUUUCCAGUUGAUCAGAUCUAGAGAGUAUAAGCAGUUUAGCUAGCUUUAAAGUAGCUUUAGACUCAUUUUCUGUUCUUAUCCAUUAUCUAGAUGUCAAGAAAAAAGAAACAGGAAGCACUUUUCUUAGUUUGACAGAUGCCAAGCGAAAUCCCCUCAGAUUAAACAAUAGCUUACCUCUACAUGAACAGAAUCAAAUCAAAUAAAAUUUUCUAUUUGUCAUGAACUCAUA
Messenger RNA from Oryza sativa Japonica Group (Japanese rice), 3841 nucleotides. Its product is annotated as protein GAMETE EXPRESSED 2. Lineage: Eukaryota; Viridiplantae; Streptophyta; Magnoliopsida; Poales; Poaceae. The record is from RefSeq and is a predicted model, not a curated record. Gene Ontology annotation, biological process: actin cytoskeleton organization. Gene Ontology annotation, molecular function: actin filament binding.